Protopolystoma xenopodis is the source of this 642-nucleotide messenger RNA. Lineage: Eukaryota; Metazoa; Platyhelminthes; Monogenea; Polystomatidea; Polystomatidae. The record is from the annotation of a GenBank genome assembly.
AUGGCCAUGAUAUUUUCUGAGGCAUGCUUGACUAUUUUGUUCGACUUUCCACUCGACUUGUUGCUAGUCGGGUCUCUUCUGGCCGGUCUCUCGUCCAACGGGUUACUCGGUUUUGUCGCGCAGGUAUUCACUUGCGUCGCAGAUCUCACUCAAUCUACCAAAUCCUUUGAAGCUGAGCAACUUUCUGAACAAACCGGGGCAUCGCGGUCUUCUAUCACCCCAUAUGAGACCUCUGAGUCGGACAAUGAUCUGUCGCAAAUGGCGGAGCAGACGGUUGGGCAAUCCAAUGACUACAAAAAAAGAUCCUUUCGGCUCUUUCUGAUUGGUUUUUUCGACUCGCUUUUCUCUCUCUGCCUUUCUGGUUCUCGAGCUCUUGCCAGUUAUAGUAUCUACGCCAAUGGCUUUACUAUAUCUGCUUUGGUUACUUUGUCUGGGCUUGCCCUUUCCAGCUUCUGCCUCUUCUUUCUCCCUGAAACUUCUCAACGGAGAGAACUAAGGCCGUCGUCUAUUGCCUCUGCAGAAAUUGUACACAGAGCUUCGCCGAAUGUAUUCCGUCAAUUGUAUUCUGGCCUUAUUGUCUGGACACACGGUCUCUACUUCUCUCUUAAGGUAGGUGAUAUAUUUCUUGGAGAAAAAGAUUAA